CUCAUGGAUGCUCUGACUGUAGGAUCGUGCUAACUGACCCCUCUGGAGUUUUCACUUCUCCAUGCUUCCCCAAUGAUUAUCCCAACAGCCAAGCGUGCAAAUGGAUCAUCCGAGCACCUCAUGGAUUCAUCAUACAGCUAACAUUUAUUGAUUUUGACAUUGAAGAAGCUCCAGGCUGCAUUUAUGAUUCACUGACAUUAGACAAUGGAGAAAGCUCAAUGAACCUUUGUGGCAUCACUGCCAAAGGAUUAUCCUAUAACUCUACUGGAAAUGAAAUGAUCGUGUCAUUUAAGAGUGACUUCAGUAUCCAGAAGAAAGGUUUUAAUGCCAGCUAUGUACGAAUUGCCGUGUCCCUGAGGAAUCAGAAAGUCAUCAUUCCCCAGGUUCCCGAUGUCGAUGUUGUGUCCGUGGCAGAGACUGUCUCAGUGCCAGAUCUUAGCCAGUUUACACUGUGCUUUGAAGCAACCAAGGGCAGUAGUGAUGACAAUGACGACUGGAAGGUUUUCUCCUACACCGAUACGUUGUCGACAGAAUUCUUCAGCUUUGGGAAGACCACAGAAGGCCAUUUUCUGUCCAUCUCAGGCACACAGUGCCUCCUUGAGAAUGCAUUGCCCCAAAAUGCAGAGUUUUUCACAGGAACCUUUCAACAGCUCUGUGUGGUAGGGGAUAGCUUCUCAGGCAGUAUAGGUAUAUAUGCCAAAAGCACCUAUCGUACAGUGUACUGUCCGGGAAUCUUUGGCAAAGUUAUCCCUGGAAACGGGAGGCUGGUGCUGGGCUCUAACAGCAAUGACAUGAGCUCUCUAAAUGGGGACAUUUACAACUUCCGCCUCUGGAAUUUCACCAUGAAUGCGCAAACACUGGCCAACCUCAGCUGUGAUGUGAAAGGAAACAUUGUAGACUGGGAAAAUGAAUUCUGGAGUAUUCCAACUUCAGCACUGAAAGCAGAAAACAAUUUGAGUUGUGGCUCGUACCUAAUUCCCUCUUCUGCAAUUGAACCAACCAGUUGUGCAAACCUGGGAAGCCUUUGCCAAGCUACUGUAAAUGCUACUACUCCUACACCACCCACUGUCACCACUAACAUGCCCGAUAGUAAUAGAAACGAUAAGCCAAACAAUGGUGGGCUAUUCUACCGGAUAUCUAUAACUGUCUUUAGUUCCAACUCCAACUCAGAGACAAGAGCACGUGAUGUGGUUGCAGAAUGGCUAAACCGUACUUUCCAGAACUGGAACUACACUGUGUAUGUGGUCAAUAUCAGCGAGAAGCCUCGCCCCAUAAAAGAGGGAGUAAGAGAAAAAAGAAAUAUUGACAGCCCUUUUGAGUUUUUGGCUCUUCUGGUUUAUAAUGCUACCAACAACAUCAAUUUAGAAGAGGAAGAAAUCCGACAGAGGCUCAUAAAUAAUAAUGGGACCAUGGAAGGAGGAUAUAAGCUUCAGACUGUGGAUGUUGAUCCAGUGGAAAAAUGUUUAGCUGAAGAAAACCCUCCAAACUAUUUUUGGCCAGAUACCAGACCAACUGUGACCAAUUUCACAUUAUGCCAUGGGAGCUCAGUUCAGACUGCAUCAAGAACCUGCUAUUUGGGUCUGAAGAAUUAUACAUCAUACUGGGGCCAGCCAGAUCUUAGAAAUUGCUCAGAAAAUGCAGCUGAUAUAGCAAAUCAGCUUCUGAAUCUCACUGGUGAAGGGCAGCAGCUAACCUCAGACAAAGUAAAUGAUGUUGUGCAGAAGCUCAAAAAAAUUGUGAACGAUGAAGAAAUUGAUGAAUCUCUGGGUUCUACCGUGGUGACAAUUUUUUCCAAUAUUCUAACCAGUUCAGACAGUGUGUUGGCAGCAUCAUCUUCAGAAGCUCUGAAAACUCUUGAUGCCCUGGCUUUAAAGAUCCAGUUCACUGGACCAUCCAUGAGUAUUUCAACACGAAACCUCGCACUUGGAGUGUCUUCUAUAAACUCAACUUCAUUCAAAGGUGGUUCUUUCAGCGUCAGUCCACAGAAUAAUGCAUCUGAUUUCCAGAUAGAUUUUGACAAGGAUCAGACAAAUGCCUACGCUUCUGUUGUUCUGCCACCAAGUUUACUGAAGAAUCUAAGUCAAGAUGAGUUUGAAGUUAUAUCCAGGGCUCAAUUUACUUUCUUCAAUAAAAAUGGUCUUUUUCAGGAUGCAGAAAAUCCUGCCAAUUUGACCAGUUUCGUGGUGGCAUGCAGUAUUGGAAACAUAACCAUUCAGGAUCUUCAGGAUCAUGUGAAGGUUACAAUUAAGCAUACCAAAAUUCAGGAAGAUCCUAAGCCUACCUGUGUCUUCUGGGAUAUGAAUAAAAAUGGUGGCAAUGGUGGCUGGAACCCUGCGGGCUGCCGAGUGGAUGCAGAGUCCAACGAGAACGAGACGGUUUGCUUAUGCAACCACCUCACGCACUUCGGGGUCCUCAUGGACCUUCAGAGGACCGUUACACAAAUAGACCCACAGAAUACCAAGGUCCUGACCUUUAUCACUUACGUAGGCUGUGGGAUAUCUGCUAUAUUUUCAGCUGCAACUCUUCUGACAUAUAUUGCAUUUGAGAAGCUGCGAAGAGAUUAUCCAUCCAAAAUCCUGAUGAAUUUGAGCACAGCCCUGCUCUUUCUUAACCUGAUCUUCUUGCUUGAUGGUUGGAUUGCAUCAUUUGGCAUCGAUGGCCUCUGCAUAGCUGUAGCUGCACUUUUGCACUUUUUUCUUCUGGCCACCUUUACAUGGAUGGGACUAGAAGCCGUUCAUAUGUACAUUGCUCUAGUGAAAGUGUUCAACACCUAUAUACGGCGAUACAUACUGAAGUUUUGCAUCAUUGGGUGGGGUUUGCCAGCUCUGGUGAUAGCAAUUGUUUUAGCAAGUGCUAAUACAAAUGCAAGUCAUGUUUAUGGCAAAGAGUUAUACGGCAAAGAUGCUAAUGGGCAAGGAGGAGAUGACUUCUGCUGGAUCAAGAAUGAUGUUGUCUUUUAUGUGACUUGUGCUGGCUACUUUGGAAUCAUGUUUCUGAUGAACGUUGCCAUGUUUAUUGUGGUGAUGGUGCAGAUCUGUGGGAGGAAUGGGAAAAGAACUAAUCGGAGCCUGAAGGAAGAGAUCCUGAGGAACCUCCGUAGCGUAGUCAGCCUGACCUUCCUCCUGGGCAUGACGUGGGGCUUUGCCUUUUUUGCCUGGGGUCCCUUAACACUUCCUUUCCUGUACCUCUUCUCCAUUUUCAAUUCAUUGCAAGGUUUAUUUAUAUUUGUAUUCCAUUGCGCUAUGAAGGAAAAUGUGCAGAAACAAUGGAGGAGGCAUCUCUGUUGUGGCAGAUUCCGACUGGCAGACAAUUCAGAUUGGAGCAAAACAGCGACCAAUAUUAUAAAGAAGAGUUCUGAUAAUCUUGGGAAAUCCUUAUCCUCUAGUUCCAUCGGCUCCAAUUCAACCUACUUAACAUCCAAAUCAAAAUCUACAACGAAUACAUAUUGUAAACGAAACAGCCAUACAGAGAAUGUUUUUCUUGACAAGCCAUCUUCAAAAUUUGCCCAAGAGGAUGGAGAACAGACAUCAAUCAUCCCUGUCCACCAGGUUAUUGACAAGGUCAAGGGAUACUGCAAUCCUCACUCCGACAACUUCUAUAAAAGUAUCAUCAUGUCUGAAACAUUUAGUCACAGCACAAAGUUCUAACUGGGCUUCUGAAUUUUUUGAACCAAAUGAAGACAAAA
Molecule: messenger RNA, 3685 nt
Organism: Pelecanus crispus (Dalmatian pelican)
Lineage: Eukaryota; Metazoa; Chordata; Aves; Pelecaniformes; Pelecanidae
Source: RefSeq, a predicted model, not a curated record